AUGGAAUCUUUAGUUAUGUUUCAAGAGGAUCUUAAUUCGCGUAUUAAAAAAGCACAAGUUAAUUUUAAAAAAUGUCCGAAAGAAAGACUAACAAAGGAGUAUGUAGAAGGAAGGUUGGAAAGUUUAGAUCAGUAUUGGUUUGAUUUUUUAAAUGGUCAUAAGGAUAUAAUGCGCACUGUAGAGCCAAAAUUAUUGAGAUCUUCUAGUUAUGUAGCGAAUGAUUAUUAUGAUGAAACUGAACAAAUGUAUCUGAAUUUUAAAGGUGAUUUAAAAAGAAUUUUGUCAACUUUUAAUAGCACUCAGUCAAAUAUUAAUACGGAACAGUCGCGUGGUUCUACUAGUGGUUCUACGCAUGUAAAAUUGCCGAAAAUAAAUAUAAAAGGCUUUUCAGGCCAAUAUUCGGAGUGGAGUGCCUUCCACGAUUUAUUUAAAUCCUUAAUUCACCAAAAUCAAACUUUAGAUGAUGUCGAAAAACUACAUUAUCUGAAGGGCUAUUUAACAGGCGAAGCCGAACAAAUUUUAAAGCAUAUACCUAUUAUGGGCAGUAAUUAUGAAAGGUGUUGGUCUUUAUUAGAGGAGCGAUAUAAUAAUAAAAAAUACAUCUGUCAUCAUAUAUUGAAAAGGUUUUUAAGUCAGAGAAAUUUAACAUGUGAAUCCGCUACGGGUAUCAAGGAAUUGAUAGAUACAACUAAUGAUUGUUUGGCGACUUUAUGUAAUAUUGGUGUUGAUGUCAAGGGAUGGGAUAUUUUAGUUAUACAUAUUUUAACUUUAAAAUUAGAUUAUGAAACUAGGCGACAAUGGGAAUUUAAUUUUACAAAUAAUAGUAAGUCGUCUGAUGAGUUACCGUCUUACGAACAGUUUAAAGAGUUUUUGACUAGUCGUUAUCGUGCUAUUGAAUUUUUAGAUAAUAAACCUAAUGUAAUAAAUAAGUCUCAGAACAUUCACAAAGGGUUUCAAAUUAGUAAGCCUAAGUCAUUUCAUAUCACCAAUGCUAAAUGUCAGUUUUGUAUGGAAGGUCACAAACUCUGUUAUUGUAAAAAGUUUGCUAAAGAAAAUGUAAAUACUCGCCGUCAAUUUGUACAAACAAAUAAUCUUUGUUUUAAUUGCUUGGGUAGCAACCACUCUGCCAAAGCAUGCUUUAUUCCAAUAAAAUGUCGUGUGUGCAAAAGAAAACACCACUCUCUUUUACACCCCACGGGUAACAGUGAUGUUGUUAAUAGUGAUGAAAGGUCAUCGUCCAAUGAGUGUGUUGUCCCGUCUACUAGCUCAGGUGUGGAAAUAGAUAAACCAACUCAGUCUAUAAGUUGUUUCUCGACAGGUCGAAUUAGUAAUCAGGUUUUACUAGCUACGGCGCUAGUCGAAGCCAAGUCGAGAAAUGGUCUGGGUUACACUAUACGAGCUUUGAUAGAUCAAGGAUCACAAUCUUCAUUUGUCACGGAGUCUAUAGUUCAAUAUUUGGGUUUAAAAAAGAUCCCGAUCAGAGGGCAAAUAUCUGGAUUGGGUGGAGAUAAGGAUAUCAUCUCCAAGGCUAUGGUGAACAUAGAACUGAAGUCUCUAGUUGACACUAAUUUUACUAUUAUUAUAAAGGCAUAUGUUUUGAAAUGUAUUACCAGUAUUUUACCAACAAAAAGAGUGGAAUCAUUAGAAUGGGAGGAUCUGAAGAAUGUUACUCUUGCGGACCCAAGUUAUAAUACUCCCAAUCGCAUAGAUUUAUUAUUGGGAGCGGAGGUAUAUUGUCGUAUAUUACAAGAUGGAAUAAAAAGGAGUCCAUCGGAAACAUUGGUAGCACAAUCUACUAGAUUAGGCUGGAUAUUAUCUGGAGUAGUUCAAGUGUCUGCCAACCCGCAUUCUGAAAUAAAGGUUAUGCACUGUAGAAUAGAAGAAAAUGAAAUAUUAAAGAAAUUCUGGGAAUUGGAAUCAGAUACAGAAUUGACAAGGGAAAAAUUACUUACCGAUGAAGAAAAAACGUGUGAAAAAUAUUACACUGAUACUACUUACCGAGAUAUUGAUGGUAAAUAUGUUGUCCGUCUUCCAUUCAAGGAGAGUCCGUAG
Achroia grisella is the source of this 2052-nucleotide messenger RNA. RefSeq lists its product as uncharacterized. The transcript has a single exon. The record is from RefSeq and is a predicted model, not a curated record. Bases 1 to 2052 code for a protein of 683 amino acids. Lineage: Eukaryota; Metazoa; Arthropoda; Insecta; Lepidoptera; Pyralidae.